CAAGGGCUGCGCGUGUGCGGGUGCGCGGAGGGCGAGCGGGGCCUGGACGAGCCUCAGUGUGUCGUGGUCGCCCGCACUGUGCCAACCCGUGCCACCCCCCAACCGCCCUGCAUGACCUGUGCUGCCCAGCACACACACAGCCUGCGUAUGGCGGGGGUGGGGCGCCACGCCCCCGAGUGCUAGUGGGUGUACUAAGUGUAUCCUUAUCACCGCCCAUGAGGGCGUAGCAAAACGGUGUUACUCGUGCCGCCAGAAAGCUCAGGCAGGACGCAGGCUGGGCCUUAUUCAAGAUGGCGUCCAGGGGCGCAGCCACCGCGGCCCCUAUCUGGCCCCCGUUGCUGCCGCCGCUCAUCCUCUUCCUCGUCCUCACGGCCACUCUCCACACAGGAGUGUGCAGCGAGGAUGAGGAGAGACUGGUUCGCGAUCUCUUUCGAGGAUACAACAAACUCAUUCGGCCAGUAGAGAAUAUGACCCAUAAUGUUAAGGUUUCUUUUGGCUUAGCCUUCAUUCAGCUCAUUAAUGUGAAUGAGAAGAACCAAAUCAUGAAGUCAAACGUAUGGUUGAGGCUGGUAUGGAGUGAUUACCAGCUGCGGUGGGAUGCAGCAGAUUACGGUGGUAUAAAAGUUCUUCGCCUGCCACCGGACAAAGUCUGGAAACCGGAUAUUGUUUUAUUCAAUAACGCCGACGGCAACUACGAGGUGCGUUACAAGAGUAACAUUCUUAUAUAUCCCACCGGCGAAGUUCUCUGGGUACCCCCAGCUAUUUACCAGAGCUCAUGCACCAUAGAUGUCACGUACUUCCCCUUCGAUCAGCAGACCUGUCUUAUGAAGUUCGGUUCAUGGACCUUCAACGGUGACCAGGUCUCCCUGGCCCUCUACAAUAACAAAGAUUUCGUCGAUCUCUCGGAUUACUGGAAGUCUGGCACUUGGGAUAUAGUAGAGGUUCCGGCCUUCUUGAACGAAUACAGAGACAAUGAUGGCCCGACCGAGACAGACAUCACCUUCUACAUCACCAUUAGGCGUAAGACACUCUUCUACACUGUUAACUUGAUCCUGCCAACGGUUCUCAUUUCAUUCCUGUGUAUUCUCGUUUUCUACCUCCCCGCCGAGGCUGGAGAAAAGGUGACCCUUGGUAUAUCUAUUUUGCUCUCCCUGGUUGUGUUCCUGUUGCUGGUAUCAAAAAUCCUGCCGCCAACGUCUCUCGUGCUGCCGCUGAUCGCCAAGUAUCUGCUCUUCACCUUCGUCAUGAACACAGUUUCCAUCCUCGUCACCGUCGUCAUCAUCAACUGGAAUUUCAGAGGUCCUCGAACGCAUCGAAUGCCGAACUGGAUACGACUGGCAUUCCUCAAAUACCUCCCCAUCAUGCUGUUCAUGAAGAGACCACGGAAGACCCGGCUACACUGGAUGAACGAGCGCCCUGCAGCUGGAGAUCCACAGGUCCCUACCACAUUGCCAAACACUCUCCAUCUCCCUAUCACAGCUGGCGUCACCCACCACCACUUCGGGUCGCCGGAAAUGGAUAAGAGCACCAGCAAGAUAGAACAAAUGGAACUCUCAAAUCUUCAUCAUCCUAAUUGUAAAAUCAACAGAGAGUCUCCACUCCUGCAGAUGCCGCGUCGAGAAUCUGAGAGUUCGGACUCCCUCUUCAUGACUCCAGAGGCCUUCAAGGCAACGGAGGCCGUCGAGUUCAUCGCUGAGCAUCUGCGCAAUGAAGAUGAGUACAUUCAGAUCCGUGAAGACUGGAAGUACGUAGCCAUGGUUAUUGAUCGUUUGCAGUUGUAUAUUUUCUUUCUUAUCACCACCGCCGGCACUAUCGGUAUCCUAAUGGAUGCUCCACACAUAUUUGAAUACGUUGAUCAAGAUAAGAUUAUCGACACCUAUAGAGGGAAGUGAAGGGCGAGAGGCUGUUACAAUGUCGGAAGUUAUGUGUAUAAUGUAAAAUGGGAGAGAAAAAGAAGCGAGUGUUGUUUUUACAUGCUAAGAUAAUCCUCUAAGAUAAAGAAGUGAAAGCGUUUCCAAUCGCUACAGUAUCCUGGAAGUCGUCGUCUUCUUUCGUUCCAGUCUUCACGGCCACUUUUCCCCUGGAACUUUCACUGUCUCCGUUUCGCUUCUCUAACCACGAGACAGAUCUGGAAAGAACGUCUUCUCAAGUGAAGAAUGGAGGAUUGAGCUUGUGAUAACCUUUUGGGAGAAGGAUACUGACACAGCACUAUAGUAUUUAAAAAAAAUAAAAAAAAGACUAAAGUAAAAGUUCAAAGUACUCCUAAUAUGGUGCCAAUGAUAUAUAUAUACAUACUUAUAUAUAUAUAUAUAUAUAUAUAUAUAUAGUGCUUUUGGUUGUGUUAUUCAGUAUUAGAGGUCAUUGCAUUGGAGUGCACAUGCUGGACUAUGUACAUCAAGGUGCCGACCAUUCGUGCGUGGCAGCAUCCAGCAUCAGGGAUCUGCCGGCGCUUGAGGUCCAUCCUUUGAGUUAUAGUGUCGUACCCAAACUCUUGAUCAUGGUGAAGAUGAUCGACUGGAAAUGCUCACAAACUCUGGAGGAAAAAUGGAAAAAGAAAAACAAGCAAACCACUUUGCAGAUGUAUUACUCCAUCUAGGGAAAUAUCUGUGGAUCAUAUCCCUCGGCAACACGGUAACCAUUUCAAAGCCAAAAAAAAAAAAUGGAAAAAAAUUAGAAAAGUGGUGAGAUGAUUUUUAUCCCCACCGGAACGUUUCUUUCUUUUUUUCAAUUCGUUGCACAGAAACCUCUUGUUUUCUCGAAGUUCUGUAUAUCUGGCAUCGUGCUCAAGAGAGAAAGAAAGAAAGGACACUACUACACUGGAACUCCUGAAUGAAUGAAUGUUACCCUGCGUCUUGUGAGUGCUCACCUUCGGAAAAUAAUAAUCAUAGAGGCGUUUGAAUGAUGAGGUACUUAACAUUGUUGUAAAUCUGUAUACACCAUAGGUGUUUCCUGAGAGUGCGUGUGUGUGUAAGUGCGUGCUUGCGGAUCGAGGCCUGAGCACGGGCAGAACAUGAACAUUUCAGUCAGUGACGUUGGACCUACAUGAGUUCACGGGAAGAGUGAAGUUCAUGGUCUCAGUUACUAGUACUAUACACGUUGGAGAGUGGCGGCGCCAGAGGUCCUGCCUGCUGCUCGCUGGCAUCCCUCUGAGGCGCCACAGUCGCUGAGGAGAAGGAAGGAAGGAGGAGAUCAGAUGAUAUUUGUAGUUUUCCUAGGUGCGAACUUAGUGAAAUGUUUCAUAUGUUUACAUAUAUAAAUAGGUAUUAAGUAAAUUUGUAUGUAAAUUUUGAAGAAAAAAAACAAUGAGAGAGAGAGGUUUGAGAUUUAUGCUCAAAAAUGUUAUUAGUAAUGCACUUAAGACUGUCUUUUGAGAAAAAAUAAAAAAAAAAGGGCGUGCCUCGGUGACCAUGAUGAUGUCUCACCUGGGUGUCCACUAAUGAGGUUCUGUCGCUCACCUGUCUCAGGUGAGGCUUUCAGGCCUUCGAGUUUUCCAUCAUUUGAAAGGGCAAUAGGUGCUUUUUUUCUUCUUCUUUUUUUUUAUCUAAAUAAAUCUAUUGCUCACACUUGAGAGGUGCAUUUGAUUCUGUAAUGAAAUUAAUCUUUAUUAUGAAUAUUAUUAUUACGGUAUAAUUAUAAUUGCUGAUAAUAAUGAAAAUGAUAACUAUUUAUUAUCAUUGUCAUUAUUAUUGAUGUUGUUACUAGAAUGAUUAUUCUGAUUAUUAUUAUUAUUAUUAUUAUUAUUAUUAUUAUUAUUAUUAUUAUUAUUAUUAUUAUUAUCGAUGAUAGUAUGUUUCCUAGCAUUACCUGCUCCCCAGGAGUCAGCUUCACGCUUCAAUCUGUAUUCCCAGUGGAAUUAUGACAAAUAUUUUUAGAAAGAAAAAAAAAGAGAGACAAUACUAAGCAUUGUAUCAUUGCAAUGGUAUCUUUAAAAAAUGUGUCAGAUUUAAGUUCAAUAGACUUUUAAUCCAGUUGUAUUUUCAGAACUCAUAUACAUAUACAAAUAUAUAAAUAUAUAUAUAUACAUACAGUGUGACAUUUUUUGUAAGGCUUUAUUUGUGCAGUCGCUCUCAGAAGUCGGGGCCGCUUCACCAUCACCUCCGCUGCGGGAAUGUGGCCUUCUGAGCAAUGCCUUGAGUAACCUGGCACGUAAUGUUAAAUUGCUUAGGUCAUUGCUUAGAAAAUGUCGGAUUACUCUGGUCAUUGCUUGGAGGGCCACAUUGUGCAGCGGACGCGGUACUGAUGUGGACCCGACUCUUAGGAGUGAUUGUACUUCAGUUACUUGUUUUAUGGUUUUUUUUCAACUAAGAUAACGCCUUGUGGAAGUUUCACGGCUAGUUUUAAAUGGUACUAAACAGGUUACGGGUACUGGUUUUUCCUAACAAUGCCAUGGUACCUUUAACUGCUAAGAAACACAAGCGCUUCUUCUUCUUUCAGUGUCCGUAUGAUUUCAGCUGUAGAAAAGUGACUUUACACGGUUUGAUUCGGUUGUAGUGUUUUAUUUCAGAAGAGUUUUGUGGUUCGUUUGUUUUUCUUUAGAAUGCCUGGAUGCAUUGUCUUGUCUUUGGAUAGAAUUCACGUGACCUUGCAAUUGUCUUAUUAUGAUCCUCGGAUAGAAUUCGUGUCUUUGCAUUGUUUUAUUAUCCUUGGAUAGAACUCACGUGACUUCUGAAUUAGUAAACACAACACCUAACAGCUGUAUAAUAAAUAACAUUUAUAAUCUUUGAACUUCAAGGUGAGUGAACAGAGAAAUAUCAGCCGGGUGUACCAUACUCAUAGUAAAAAUCAAAAUGAAAUCCUUCUUAUUCAUAUCGAGAGUGAAUAGCAAAUCGUUUGCCAUACCUGUUUACCAUUUUGGUUUGUUGUGAGACCAACACAAAGUCAUACCAAUAAUUGAGCUGGUGUACUGUGUAAGAAGCUCCUUCUUUGUCUUUGUUGUGUGUGUUGUUUCUUUGUUUGAUUGUGAUAAGAACUUUCUCUGCCGAGGAAAAGGCAAGUCUCGAAUUAUGGUCAAUUGUACGAAUUGGAUGUGACUGUCUGUAUAGUAGGUCGGCGAAGUGGCCCUUCACGACCGAAAUUUUGACUCUUGUUUAUGCAAUGUGAGGUUUCAUGUAGAAAAAAUAAUGAUAUGGAAAGCUUAAGUCACUGUGUAUAUUAGAUAUAUGUAUAUAUAUAGAUACAUCCACAUUUAUGUAUAGAUAUACAUAUAUGCAUAUAUAUGUAAAUUAUGGUAUGUAACCACAAGACUCACCACCACCUUUGAUGAGAUGCUGUCACAGUUACCUUGAAUAUGGAUAGUCGAUUACUUCCCAGUUUUUAUUAACUAUAAUAUUGUUCCAGUUCACCCAAAGUAUCUUGCGGAGUUUCUAGUGCGCAAGUCUGUGAUUUCCAGAACGCCACUAUUUUGAUACUGUAGAUGAGGUAAAUGAAUAUUGCUUACUAGGCUAAAGGAAAAUACAAGAAGAAAAAAAAACAUAACGUUAUAUAGAAGUUAAUGAAGUUAUAAAAGUUAAAGGGAUGUCCCGUAAAAAGGAAGAACGUAAAUCUCUAAAAAAAAAUAUUUAAAAAUCAUACUAAAAAAUUAAUGAAGUUCUCCUAAAGCCAAAUAUUUAUUGUGUCAGUUAUUUUCAACUGUUUCCUUUCUUGAAUUGAUUUUCUUUUGUAAAUAGAAAGCUGAUUCUAACUUGAGAAUUUUGUCAAUUUGGCUCUCCCCCCCCUCCCCCGCAAUUCACAACUGAAUCUGCAUGUAUACUCUGGCUGAAAGACGCCGAAUAUAUCUGGAGAGUAACUUGCCACUGGAAAAGCACUCCUGGCAAUCAAUCAACUUUGUUACUCAACAAUAGUGUCUAGCUUGCUCAUGAAAAAAUCACUUAAAAAAAAGAUAAAUAAAUGAAAAAAAAUAUGACGAUUUUGCCAGGAUAUCACUUAGUAUUUUGACUGCAUUCCAAAUUGAAAGUUUGAAAAAGAAAUGUUUGCCAAGCUAGAGUUAGUUUUCUAUGACUGUAAUUUACAUACUUCACGCCACGUACGCUGUAAAUGCUAAAAAGCUUUAUAAUUUAGGAAUAGAUUUGUUAUCUAGUGUAUUCGUUUGUUAGGACUACCUAUCUGGAAAAACUAACUUUAGAUAAUGUAGUGGAUUGACUAAUAUCAGUUUGGGCUAUGUUUAGUUCCCAUACAUGUAUCGUUUCCUUACAAGGAGUACGCUCAGAGUUGAGUUCUCUUUUCAGCUGCAGACUUCCUUCUUUUGUCAAAAAUCGUUCGAAUGAUUUCGUUCACCGUUGAACUGAUACUAAACUUUUUCCAAGACAACAAACAUUCCUCUCCUUCAUUUGUAAACGAGUCACACCGAUUCUCCUGAAAUUGUUUUCAUUCCACCAUUAUGAUGACUGCUCUGUCUCGACAUCCACAUAGCAUCUUCCAGGGUUCUUGUCACCCAGUUUUCAUCCAACCGUGGAUGAUUCCACACAGAACUGAACCUCUUGUCUAUAGUAGAUUUUUAUCGAUAGAUACGUUAUUCCUGUAAGAGACACAAUGCUGGUUUUUAAGGCAGAAAUUUUGAUAUAACACGGAUAAAAAUAAAAACAGAAGUAUCAAUUUUGUGUGGUACGACAUUUUUGGAGGACCAUAUAAUUCUUCAACAUCAGCGUUGCAGUUUUGAAGCUGGUCAUGUAAUAGCAGCAAAUAUCUGGCACUGUAUCAUGAUGUAUAGAUAUACCUAUCUGUUUACUUUUUGUAACUGAUGUUUGGAGAAACAUGGUCAGCUCUGAUGAAAAAGAAAAAAAAUAAAAUGACUGUUAAGAUAAUGAUUUUGUGUUGUGGAGUUCAGUUAUGCAUUGACGAAAUAAAUCUUUUGGAUGCAAGUAUCAAAACAAAUAACCACGCAAUGGUGUAUUGUUAUUGACAAGACAUGGAAGGUCUAUUGUGUGACAGUUUGUCAUGUGCAGAUGUGGCUCUGCGUAAUCACUGAAUUACUACAACAUACAUCAAUGCGUGAGUCCACAUUAUAUCUGCCACAACAACACGGAGAAGUUGUGAGUGAUGUAUGGUAAAACAUAUACAGUUCACAGAUACUUACUACUUUCAGUGAAAUAAAAUUGAUCUUGCCUCUGAUACUUGUUGACAGAUAAAUCUUGUUCUUUUGUAGGUAAAAAAAAAACCUUCAUUUGUUUGUUGUAUAUGUUUCCAUAGGUCACAUGAAAUUCAGGUUCUGUCUGAAACAUUUACAGACUAUUGUUUUUAUAUCUUUUUAACGUUUAUUUCGUUGAGCUUUGUGUCACUUUUCUUUUACAUUUUCUGUGCAUUUACUCCCGUCAAAGAUUGGUGUUUUACAAACAUUGCGUCUCCUCUUGCUUCCCUGCCUGUAAGCUCAAGAGACCUUGAUAUAAAAUUGUUUUGAUUUGACUCAGAGAUGUUUGUGUUGAAUACAAGUCUCCAUUACAUGCAAUAUUGGUGAGGUGACAAUCAUACUCAUUAUUCUCAAGUCGUUGUUACUCAUUUGGAAGGAGAUCUCUGUCUUUCAUCAACCAAGCAGUCAUUUGUUCAUUUGAUCAUUUAUUGUUGUUAAAGCCUAAACCGGAAUUUUGUUCAGUGUUGAGUGAAAAUUCUUUUCAACACUCGGUUAUCAAGUCCCCUAUACAAAUAUGUUGAUGCUAAAAUACUUCCUAUGUCUUAAAUCUAGCUUACAAAUAUCUGGUUUUCUUUUGCGUUACUCACAGACAAAAGGUCUUGAGUCGUGCUCCACUAUUUUGGAGUCUCUGUGAGGUCUUAUUUGUGUUUGACACGUUUUGACACACCGUCCCUUUGACUUUACUUUGAAAAGGUUAGCAGCAUCCACCAGUGCUGUGAUUCUCACCUGAUAACAUUUCUCAAAAGUCUCCUCCAUCCUUAAUGAUACAGUAAUUUUAAGUUUUCUUUUCUACGCCAAAGAUAAACUCUCUGCAAGAAGUAUAUCUCCAAACCGAUUAACAGGCGAUAAGCAAUCGUUUCUGCAGUUGACUUUCUCUUGUCAAAUUAAAUGUAUACAAAUCAGUGAUGUCCAUAGAGUGUCAGAAGAUGUGAACAUCCUAGCUCCUGCUUGCAAUCGCCUUGCUUUGCAAUGGCAGCCUUGCUUCCUGGAUUGUAUGACUCCAACUGCUCUCCAUCCGUUAAAUGUAAACUGUUGUCUUUUCUCAUUAUAACUUGGACAGUCUUUGAUAAUCCCUCGAAUAUUUCUUAUGUUGAACUUUUGUUUAUUAUCGCAUUAAUAAAGUUCUUUUCAAGAUUUAUAAUCUUACUACAUUAACAUUAUUUACUGGACCUUUCCUCCAGUGUCACAGUCAUGUUCAGUUAUUAGUUUGAACUCAUUGUUUUCUUUCAUUAUCCAGUUUUAUUUUAUAAUAUCAUGUUGGAACCAUCCGAAACAUUUUUUACCAGAUGAGUAGGUUAUACUAAAUCUCCAUGAAAAUAUUAACUAGAGAAGAAUUACUUUCUGAUUUAAAAAUUCUGAGAGAUGAUGAUGUCCUUGAAUGUCAGCUAUUGACAAAUCUGUUAUGGAGAUUCGUUUGUGGUCAAAUGUUUGACACAACUUACGAGAACUUGUACACCAUAGUCUUACUCGGGAGAAAUCUCGCAAGCAGUCAUUCAUGGUCAGUAGAGAAUGAAGUGAAAUAUAACUCCUUGCAUGAAUAUCUAAAGGAAAGGAUUUCAGAAGGGAGGCUAAAAUAGAAAGCCAGACAGUUAAGUCGUUAGAUUACCUUUGUCAUCGUAUCUUAGCCGUUUCAUUCUCGGUCCUGGGUAUGAUGAGAGCAGACAGGACAGCUUAUCACACGAAUGCCCCAAUUUGUAUUAGGUCUACCGCUUUGCUCCCAGUAGUACUACAUUCUUCCAAUUGACAAAAGACAAAAUAGCAAGGAAUCAUCAAGUGGUUAAAGUACUUUUGAGUUCAGCCUUAUUUCAGCUUCCACCCUCGUCACCACCACACGCAAAUAUUCUUUACAUGCCUAGGGUGGCAUAUUGUUUUCCAGCUACGAUAAACCAAGACUCGUUAGACUCAUGAACGGCCAGUUCAAACAUUCCAGCCUUUACCUGAGAGAAAUUUUCUCUAACUUAAGCCAUUCACCUGGGCACCUUACCACCUUUUCACAUAGGAACCCUAUGCAGUUCGCUCAUAGCCCCCCCUCCCCCACAACCAUCGUCUUUUCACAUUGGAAUGAAUCUCCAUCAUAGAAAUGCAGAUUUUCUCACUCGAGUGUAUUGCACCCUCCCACCGGUGUAAGGACCUCUCUUCACAGGGCUUGCAGUACUUGCGCAGGCGCCGUAUUCCCUUUGUUGAAGCUUUAUGGACAUAAUCGACAGCCUCUGGUGCCACACUUUUGAGUUUCUUUGCAACACAGAGCUGCAAAAGAUGGAGAGUCGAGGCAGUAAACAGUGAACAAGAAUCGCAGUUUCCAACAUUUUCAUCCAUGAGGAUAAUCUUGAUUUUGUUUGAGUGAACUCAUCAUUAAUUUAACUUGUUUCUUACUGUAGAGCGCAUGAAAAUAGUGGGCUUUGAUAUAUACUAUAUGAUAUCAUAAAGAAAUGAAUAA
Messenger RNA from Macrobrachium nipponense, 9560 nucleotides. It is a transcript of the gene nAChRbeta1, whose product is annotated as acetylcholine receptor subunit beta-like 1. Gene Ontology annotation, molecular function: transmembrane signaling receptor activity; acetylcholine-gated monoatomic cation-selective channel activity. Gene Ontology annotation, biological process: nervous system process; regulation of membrane potential; monoatomic ion transmembrane transport. The transcript is spliced from 12 exons. Lineage: Eukaryota; Metazoa; Arthropoda; Malacostraca; Decapoda; Palaemonidae. The record is from RefSeq and is a predicted model, not a curated record. The coding region runs from base 291 to 1892 and encodes 533 amino acids. Gene Ontology annotation, cellular component: neuron projection; synapse; postsynaptic membrane.